UUUUUUCUAAAAAAAAAAUUGUUUACUCAACCCACAGGAAUUCGCUGGUUGUACGAUAAAAUCUUGGAAUCCAUAACAAAAUUAGCUAUUAAAUUCAUUUUCUCUCUCUCUCUCUUUUAUUUAUAUAUAUAUACACAGACCAAGCAGAAGCCAAGCUAACUCUUUUUUCCUGCUUUGUUUCUGUAAAAACUCAUCCUCCUCUUUUCCUUCUUGGAGUAGAAAUGGUGGUGGCAUCGCCAAAUCCAAUUAUUGCAACUGAAAAAAUUAUAGAGACCAUUGAGCUGCCGGUAAUAGACCUGUCAAUGGGUGAGAGAUCAGAGGUGUCGAAUCUCGUUGUUAGAGCUUGUGAGAAGUACGGUUUCUUCAAGGUGAUCAAUCAUGGAAUCUCUAAAGAAAUCACUUCCAGAAUGGAACAAGAAAGUAUGAGUUUCUUUGCGAAGCCUUUCCCUGAAAAAGAACUUGCUGGGCCUGCUAAUCCUUUCGGUUAUGGCUGCAAAAACAUUGGCUUUAAUGGUGAUAUUGGAGACGUUGAAUAUCUUCUUCUUAACACUCAUCCUCUCUCCAUAUCUCAAAGAUCCAAAACCAUCUCCGAUGACCCCCACAGAUUCAGCUCUGCUGUGAGUGAUUAUAUAGAAGCUGUUAGGGAGGUCGCAUGUGAACUACUAGAACUAAUGGCAGAGGGGCUGGGGGCCCCGGAUCCAUCAGUGUUUAGUAGGCUGAUCAGGGACGCUGAUAGUGACUCCAUCAUCAGGCUUAAUCACUACCCACCUAUGCCUGUGCCUAUUAUCGGCUGCAAGGAUAAGGACACGUCACCUUCUUACAACACAAAUAGGGUUGGGUUUGGAGAGCACUCUGACCCUCAGAUCUUGACCCUCUUGAGAUCCAACGAUGUGGGUGGCCUGCAGAUUUCCUUAAAUGAUGGUGUCUGGGUCCCAGUCUCACCUGACCCCAAUGGUUUCUGUGUUAAUGUUGGAGAUGUCUUACAGGCUAUGACAAAUGGUAGAUUUGUGAGUGUGAGGCACAGGGCCCUAACCAACUCAUACAACUCUAGAAUGUCAAUAGCAUAUUUUGCAGCGCCACCUCUGAAUGCCAAGAUCACAGCUCUACCGCACAUGGUCUCUGCCGUUAGGCCUUCCUUGUACAGGCCAUUCACUUGGGAUGACUACAAAAAAGCUGCUUAUUCUCAACGUCUUGGAGAUGCCCGUCUUGAUCUUUUCAGGAAACAAUGAGAAGAGCUUGCUUAAUGGCUUGUGUUGUGCGUAGUUUUGAGUCUUGAGAAACAUAAACAUGUGGAGGGUCUUGUCUUGUUUGUAACCCCCAGGGGAGUUUUGGUUUAGAUUCUAUAGUUGCUGCUUAUAGAAGGAAAUCAAGUGGUUUAGGUUUCUAUGUA
Manihot esculenta (cassava) is the source of this 1390-nucleotide messenger RNA. RefSeq names its product gibberellin 2-beta-dioxygenase 2. The record is from RefSeq and is a predicted model, not a curated record. The transcript is spliced from 3 exons. NCBI's taxonomy places the organism in Eukaryota, Viridiplantae, Streptophyta, Magnoliopsida, Malpighiales, Euphorbiaceae. The coding region runs from base 222 to 1229 and encodes 335 amino acids. Gene Ontology annotation, biological process: gibberellin catabolic process; response to light stimulus.